Molecule: messenger RNA, 1583 nt
Organism: Saccoglossus kowalevskii
Lineage: Eukaryota; Metazoa; Hemichordata; Enteropneusta; Harrimaniidae
Product: MFS-type transporter SLC18B1-like
Biological process (GO): transmembrane transport
Molecular function (GO): transmembrane transporter activity
Source: RefSeq, a predicted model, not a curated record
CUAAAAUGGGAACAAGUACAACCCAAGUUGGUCUAAUAUUCGGCUCUUACGCAUUAACCAUGUUUAUAUUUUCUCCUAUAUUUGGAAAAUUGAUUCCUAUAGUUGGUGCGAAGUUUUUAUUUCUUGCUGGCUCGUUUAUGGGCGGUGGGACAUGUUUUAUAUUCGGAUUUCUUAAUCGCUUAGCACCUGGGACUCAAUUUGUGACAUUCUGUUUCAUAACCCGGAUUUUAGAGGCAAUCGGUGCCGCUGCUAGUAGUACAGGGGCGUACUCCAUUAUUGCCAAGACGUUCCGCCAGAAUAUAACAACAGCAUUUGGUACGAUAGAAAUAUUCUGUGGCCUUGGAUUAAUGAUUGGCCCACCUGUUGGUGGCGCACUAUAUCAGGCAGGAGGAUAUACAUUACCGUUUGUGGUCUGGGGGUUAUUCAGUAUGGGAAUCGUCGUCGUCAACUAUUUCAUUGUUCCAAGCGAAGGAGACGAAUCUCAUCGUUCGGGUUCUCUGAUACAAUUGCUGAAAAUACCGUCGAUUAUAAUGACAUCUAUAUGCGUGUUGUGCGGUUUCAUGGGAAUUGGAUUUCUUGAUCCCACUCUAGCGGACCAUCUCAGUCAGUUUGAUCUUUCAGCGACACAAAUCGGACUGAUGUUUCUAGCAAACUCGGGUGCGUAUGCAGUGUCGGCAUUUUUCUGGGGUUGGCUCACUGAUAAAUACGAUAUUCCUAAAGUGUUGAUGAUCAUUGGUAAUAUAGCCAGCAUCAUUGGUUUCAUCUACAUUGGACCUUCGCCACUACUGAAUAUCAAAAGUGAAUUGUGGCUCGUGGCGUUUAGUUUGGUAAUGCUGGGUUUGUCGUUGGCGGCGUCUGUCUUGCCAACGUUCAACGAGAUGCUUUCGUCAGCAAGAUUGCAUGGAAUGGAGGAAAACAUCAGUACAUACGGUAUCAUUUCAGGACUUUUCUCAUCACUCUUCUCGCUUGGGAAUUUUCUCGGUCCCACAGUGGGUAGUGCAAUGGUUUCUCACAUCGGAUUUGAAUGGACUUCGACGUGUUUUUCUGGGAUGUAUGCAUUUGUGGCGACGACACUCAUAUUAUUCUGUUUGUGGGAAUAUCGAUGUGGAACAAGGAGAAAAAUUAAUCCGGCAGUAUCCAGGCAACUGAACAUCCAGGAUGACGACGAGAAGAAACCGUUAUUAGCGUAAUAAAUGACAAAUUACACUCAUGGAAUCCUUCCCAUCUGUCAGAAUGAGAGAAAGGGAGGCUGAAACACCAACACAGAAUAAUACGCACAAAUAUUACGAAGUGAAUGAAACAAAAAAAUGCAAGAAUUAUUUCUGUGAAUGUUAUCACACAGUUGUCCAUCGUUUCAGCACAGAUAAAGAAUUCUACAAUGCCGAUAAUACUAAUUGCCAUAAAACUACAAUAUACCAAACAGCACAUUAGCAAAGACGUCAAAUUCACGUGUCCCUGUUGUAUCGAAUUUAUUCGCCCGUCAAAAUAAUCACCAUUGUUUGGUUAAUUUGUACAUCUUCUAUGUUUUUUGUAACCGAUGUCGUAAAUCUUAUGCAAUUUGUAAUUAAAUGACAAUUUUAUGU